CCAGCCUCUAUUACGUAGGUAGUCUACGUCUGGGACGUAUCACAAAACGACUAGCUAGCUUCGGCAAACAUCGUCAUCGGUCGUUAACUGAGACUCGGUCAAGGAUGGAGGAAGAGGCACGCAAGCUUCUCGAGGAAGGAAUAAUAAAGAAAUUGAUCAGUCCUGGUAAAGGAGAGCUAUCGACCUUUCCAAAUGGAACCAAGGUGGUCUUCCACUACCGCACCAGCCUGUGUGAUGGCAUAUUGCUGGAUGACUCCAGAACCAUGGGGGGCCGCUCCAAACCCAUGGAGCUCAUCUUGGGCAAGAAGUUUAAACUAGCUGUGUGGGAGAGAGUGAUCAUCACCAUGAAACAAGGCGAAAUUGCAGAAUUUACCUGUGACAAAAGGCACACAGCUCUGUACCCGCUUGUGUCCCAGUCCCUGAGAAACAUCAGUGCUGGUAAGGACCCCCUGGAAGGCCAGAGGCAUUGCUGUGGCAUUGCCCAGAUCCACUCCCACCACUCUUUGGGGCACAAAGACCUGGAUCAGCUUCAGGCCAGUCCACAGCCUCUUGUCUUCACCAUCGAGCUGCUGGAGGUUCUGCCUCCAGGAUCGUUCCAGCUUGAUGUGUGGGCUAUGACAGAUGAAGAGAAACUUGAGCUUGUGCCUCAGAUCCAUGAGGAGGGCAACAUGCUUUUCAAACAGGGCAAAAUCAAGGAAGCCACAGAGAAGUACUACAAUGGCAUUGCCUGCCUCAAAAAUCUACAGAUGAAGGAGCACCCUGGAGACGAAGUAUGGGUAAAGUUUGACCAUAUGAUCACACCACUGCUCCUCAACUUCUGCCAGUGCAAGCUACUCCAGGGCCAGUACUACGAAGUCAUCGAACACUGCUCAGCCAUACUCUUCAAAUAUGAGGACAACGUGAAGGCCUUAUACAAGCGAGCUAAGGCCCACGCUGCAGUGUGGAAUGAGGUAGAAGCACGGGCAGAUUUUAAUAGGUUGAUGGAGCUGGACCCCUCUCUGGGGCCGUCUGUUGCCAAGGAGCUGAAGGCCAUGGAGGAGAGGAUCCGGAUCAAAGAGAAGGAGGAAAAGGGUCGCUACAAAGACCUAUUCAACUACAAUACAACACCAGCCACUGCCACUACAGGUUGAAUCACACAGUGGUUUGGAACGAAAGGAUGCCUGUGAAUUUCAAGAUGGAGGACAAACAGUGCUGGUGUUUUAGGUUUUUUUCCCACGCACCCAAGCAAAUGACUCUGCCACCCUGCCCUCCCUCCCAUAGUACACGCAGAAAUAUGAAAUAUUCCAACACACUGUCACAGGUCAUACGUACACACACAAAGUCACACAUAUAUACCAAGGUGAGAUUUGCAUUCCUGCCUUAUUCCUCUAAGCUUUAGAAAACUGAACUUGACCUUUUAGAGUCUAAAGGUGAAGUAAAGUUCAGUCUUUGAUUAGGUCAAGAAGACAUUACAAGCUUGACUUUAAAGAAAAUACAAAAUCCCAUUGAAACCUUAGGUAUGUACUGGCCAAAAGCAUAAUUGAACAUAUUUCAUCAUGGUUUAAGCAUUUUAUGUUGUCUUGGUUUCCCUGAAAUAUGUGCAGAGCUGUUGAAUAAUCCUAAAAUGACUUGUAAUCGUAGCCCAAGGAGAGAUUUCAAUGGAUUCCAGAUAGAAAUGCUGCCCCUCAGAACAUCAAGGAAUACUUUUUUUUUUAUUGCACAAGGGACAUCACAUACUCACAUGCACACCUCUCCCUUGCACCGCCAGAACCCCUCUUCUAUAUUGGUCACAGCGGAAGCCCUGGAAUAAGCAGACCAUUAUAUCCUGGUAGAUGCGACUGGGAAACCGAGCCGUCUGUGACAAUCAUUUAUAACACACAUGGAAUUGUGUUAUCUUUGCUUUCUCCUAUGUACUUAUUUCAUAUAUGUAAGAAAUAUAUACCAUUAUAUUGUUUUGUCAAGAUGUACUCCACAAAGCCCUUACUAUCUCCUUCACUUACUUAGAAAAAGCUACUCAUAACUCAUGUGAGGCAGCAGGUCAUCUGAGGUGAGAUGUAAUUGAGGUUGUGAUUAUGUAACUGAAAAUAAAUGUUUAUCCC
Sander lucioperca (pikeperch) is the source of this 2078-nucleotide messenger RNA. RefSeq names its product aryl hydrocarbon receptor interacting protein (gene aip). The coding region runs from base 105 to 1130 and encodes 341 amino acids. The record is from RefSeq and is a predicted model, not a curated record. Gene Ontology annotation, molecular function: protein binding; peptidyl-prolyl cis-trans isomerase activity. NCBI's taxonomy places the organism in Eukaryota, Metazoa, Chordata, Actinopteri, Perciformes, Percidae. The transcript is spliced from 7 exons.